Suillus bovinus is the source of this 591-nucleotide messenger RNA. RefSeq lists its product as uncharacterized. NCBI's taxonomy places the organism in Eukaryota, Fungi, Basidiomycota, Agaricomycetes, Boletales, Suillaceae. The record is from RefSeq and is a predicted model, not a curated record. The transcript has 2 exons. The coding region runs from base 1 to 591 and encodes 196 amino acids.
AUGCCUUCCUCUCCCUUUAACGAUACCCUGGACUUAGCCACACACAUUGUGGCUAAAUUGGACGACCCUGCCCUACAAACUGUACAUUUGCAUAGCGACAUCAUUCAGGUGAGAAGCCCUUGGUUUGGGCUGCAUGCCCCCAAGGAGACAACCAACGGGCAAAGCUCGGCAGCUGAUAAUACCCCUGUAUAUAAAGAAAACUCUUUAGAAGAUGUUAAAGAAAUACUAAGUAAUAUUCCUUUACCUCCCACUCCUGGUGUAGCAGGCCCAGACUCCGAAAGCGAAGAGUCCAACGAUGAUGAACCUGAGACUCUAGCAUCAAUAGGUGCCGGAUCUUCGAAGGGCAAGAUCAUAGACCCCAGAGAAUGGGCCGCUGCCAGCCUAGAGGAAGAAGAACUGGAUGUGGAAGCCCAACAGGUCACAUUUGAAUCCUGGAAAGCUGCCAAGGUUGCAGCUGGGGUCAGUAACACUGACUCUGGGGAUACCAGUACAGAGAAAGCGAUGCAUAGGAGCAUUGAGAUCUCCCAGGAAGAGAUUGAACACCUCGUCCAGGAACAAGCAAUAGAGGCCAUAAGGGCCACAGAAGCAUGA